AUGCCUGCUUUUAUCGAGUCCCCCGAGACCAAAGCCCAAGCAGCUGCGGAUAUUUCAGGGAUGCCAGCGACAGAGCUUCCGGAACUUGUUGUGAAAACAGAUGAGAUCCGCAGUAGUACCAAUGGCCAUACGAAUAGUCACACCACAGACCCCUUCAAACUCAGUCAGGAGUUUGCGUAUACGCCACGCAAGAUCAAGGUCAUUACCAUUGGAGCCGGCUUCUCUGGUCUUCUGAUGGCACACAAAUUUCAACACCGGUUCCCCGAGAUGGAAGACAUUGUAGAACACACCAUCUUCGAGGCUCGGAGCGAUAUUGGCGGCACAUGGUUGGCGAACAACUAUCCCGGAGUUCAAUGCGAUGUUCCCGCUCAUAUUUACGCAUUUCCCUUUGACCCCAAUCCCGACUGGGAGAGGUUCUAUGCCAGUGGCGGUGACAUUCUAGCUUAUAUGAAAGCGACAGUCAGGAAAUGGAACCUCGAUCGUGACUUGAGACUGAAUACUCGGGUGAUCGGGGCGGAGUGGCAGGAUGACUUAGGUCAAUGGAGAGUUACGGUAGAACAUGAGGGUGUUCCAAGAGAGGAAUACUGUCAUGUCUUGAUCUCAGCUCAAGGAGUCCUUGUACACGAAUCAUGGCCAAAGAUCCCCGGUCUGAAAGACUUCAAGGGCCAUACAACCCACUCAGCCAGCUGGGAUCACGACUUUGACUACUCCAACAAACGCAUAGCCGUGAUCGGUAACGGCUCAUCGGGUAUUCAAAUCGUUCCCCAGAUGGUUAAACUACCUGGCACGGAUGUUACCAAUUUCGUCCGAGGUCCGGCCUGGGUUUUCUACCGGGCCCCUCCCUCGAAACACUUGGGUCGAGAAGAUGACGAUCCCAAUCCUCGAUAUUCAGCUCAAGACAGAGAACGAUUUCAAGACCCGGAGCUUCAUUUACAGCACCGCAAGGGCAUUAUCUCACGAACCAACAAGUCCUUCUAUGUCUUUAGAAAAGGAGAGAACAAUGAGGCAGGAAUGAAGAUGGCGGCCGAGCAGAUGGCCGAGAAGCUUGGACACGAUCCAGUUCUGUGCUCCAAGUUGAUACCGAAGUGGGAACUAGGCUGUCGUCGCAUAACGCCAGGUCCAGGAUAUCUGGAAUCGUUCCUGAGACCGAACUGCCACCUUACGGAUAGUGCUAUCACGCAAGUGACAGAGAAGGGUCUCCGGACGGCUGAUGGUAAGGAGCAUGAGGUAGACGUCAUCAUCUACGCGACCGGUUUCGAUGUCUCAUUCCGGCCCCGGUAUCCUAUUGUUGGCCUCAAUAACAUCGACCUCCGAGAACAGUGGAAGGAAGACCCUGAAGCAUAUCUCUCAGUCUCCGUACCAUCAAUGCCCAACUACUUUAUGAUGAUGGGUCCCAAUUGCCUUGGUGGCCAUGGUUCACUCGUAGAGUCCCUCAACUGGACAGGCGACUACUUCGUCAAGUGGAUCAAGAAGAUGGCAACUGAGGAUAUCAAGUACGUCGUUCCGAAGAAGGAAAAGGUUGAUGCCUUUAUCAAGUACUGUGAUCAAGUCCACAAGACUCUUGUUUGGAGCGGUGGUUGCACGAGUUGGUACAAGAGAGGCAGAGUUGAUGGUCGAGUCACGGCGCUUUUCGGUGGAAGUGCUCACCUUUUCAACCGUAUGCUUGGAGACAUUCGUGCGGAAGACUAUGAUAUCACGUACAACACGCCAAACCCCUUCAGAUUUAUGGGUAAUGGGUUUACGGCUUUCGAGAUGGAUCCUGAGAGCGAUCUCUCUUGGUAUGUGGAGAAAGCAGAAACACUUAGGUGUUAA
Messenger RNA from Fusarium coffeatum, 1812 nucleotides. RefSeq lists its product as uncharacterized. NCBI's taxonomy places the organism in Eukaryota, Fungi, Ascomycota, Sordariomycetes, Hypocreales, Nectriaceae. The transcript is spliced from 4 exons. The record is from RefSeq and is a predicted model, not a curated record. The coding region runs from base 1 to 1812 and encodes 603 amino acids. Gene Ontology annotation, molecular function: flavin adenine dinucleotide binding; NADP binding; N,N-dimethylaniline monooxygenase activity.